AUGUCUACCCUGAACAUCCGCCCCGUCGAAGGAUACGAUAAACUUGCAACGUUCAUCGCGUCGGAUCCAGGGCUAGCCUUCUUUCGUCGUUUCAGCAAAUUGAACAUCAAAAGCCUUCUUUACUAUCAAGCAGAAAUUUCGAAUAUCGAGGAUGAUCUGGACUUUAUCAUCCAGAAUGACAAGGACUCGCAGGACGACGAGAAACAGGGCUACCCGUUCUCGGUACGGGACUUGAAAGAUUCAAUGAGACGAGCAAAAGAGGAGCAUCCGACGCAGUGGCUGAAGAUUCAGGAAGUGCGUGAAUUGUUGGAUAAGUAUAACAAGGCCCUCAUCCAACAACGAGACCUCAUACGUCUCAGCGCACCAGAUAAAUGCGACCUCGCUGUGCUACGAGACUGGCUAGACCGACCAGAAUGCGGCAAUAUGUUUUUCGAAACAGCCGCAGAGAUGAAUGUGUAUCAUCCCAGGAACGAAGACGACAUGCUUGCGUUGUUCAGUAGACAUGAGGGGGUGGAUACCAUGACUCGGUGGAUAUUUAACCGAGUGAUUCCAUGGUUUCACGAGCGCUGGGGGGAGAAGUAUCAGAAACAAAGUGAUGAUACGGGUACCUGGCAAUAUAGCGAUCGAAAAAUCAAGGUAUUCACAUAUCUAUUUAGUGUUUUGAUCGCAGCCGUUCUACCGGCAUCUUCCAUGAUUGUUCUAUACUUUAUCAAGGAUACCGCGAUCAGAAUGGUUACCAUUAUGGUGUAUAAUAUUGUUUUUUCGCUGGCGUUGGGUUUGAUGGUUAGGGCUCGAAGGGUUGAGAUAUUUGCGGCGGCGACUGCGUGA
Messenger RNA from Aspergillus sclerotioniger CBS 115572, 828 nucleotides. RefSeq lists its product as uncharacterized. NCBI's taxonomy places the organism in Eukaryota, Fungi, Ascomycota, Eurotiomycetes, Eurotiales, Aspergillaceae. The coding region runs from base 1 to 828 and encodes 275 amino acids. The transcript has 3 exons. The record is from RefSeq and is a predicted model, not a curated record.